Messenger RNA from Serendipita indica DSM 11827, 747 nucleotides. The record is from the annotation of a GenBank genome assembly. Lineage: Eukaryota; Fungi; Basidiomycota; Agaricomycetes; Sebacinales; Serendipitaceae.
AUGGACGCAGAACCCGAAUGGAAGUUGAGAUUGGAUGAUUUACUCCGAAACGAAAAGAAAGCCGUCGUAUACACUCUUGCUACAUCCGAGGUGCACUCUGAUCCCUCGACGGCGGACUUUGGGACGAUCCAUAAUCAGCCACGGGCCCGAAGUGUUGUCCACCGAUCCUUUGUCGAGCUGUACGGAGAAAAGAAGGAGUCUGGAGCGGUGAUUCUUCAGACGACGACAGACAUACGAUCUGCUAAAACGUCGCAAAUGCGCCACCGCCAGAACCCGCCAUCAUCAGAGAACAAGCCAGACGCGGAAAUUGUGUGGUGGUUCUCAACACCAAAUGUUCAAUUUCGACUAAGCUGCUACACACAUCUACUACCAGCAGCAGGCCAUCCAUGGAGAGAUGCGUUCCCCAUCGACUUGACGGGCCGUCGGGAGAACGGGGUAGAUUGGGAACAGGUCCGCGUGGAUGCAUUUAAUGCGUUGAGCCCAUUCUUACGUGCAUCCUUUGCGCGUCCCCCGCCUGGGAGUGUGCUUGAUGACCCCGAAGAGGCCAAAACUUGGCCUGUAGAGUUGCCGCAGUUGGACGAACAAGGAGCUGAUCCGAGGGUGAAAGAAGCGUUUGAACACUUUGCAGUAGUCUACUUGGAAGUUGACGCGGUGGAUGUUGUCGAUCUUGGGGUCGUCCCCAACCAACGCUCCCUUUACCGCCGACAGCGACAGGGAGGCUGGGCAAAGACAAGGCUAGUCCCAUGA